Python bivittatus (Burmese python) is the source of this 2376-nucleotide messenger RNA. NCBI's taxonomy places the organism in Eukaryota, Metazoa, Chordata, Lepidosauria, Squamata, Pythonidae. The record is from RefSeq and is a predicted model, not a curated record.
CACAAAAAUCCUCAGCAGCCCCCAACACAUUCCUUUUUCCUACUCACAGCUCACAGAACAUUGCUAGGGGGAAAUCUCCAUUUGUAGAGUUUCCACAGAUGAACUGGGUCACCUGUGAUGAUGUAAAUGGUGUCCCAGCAGCAGAUCCUUCUUUCUAGUAGCAGAGGGGCACUUAUCCUGCAUUCAGGGGCCCUUUAGCUGGUUCUAGCUACUUUAAAUUGUACCCUAAAUAUAAUACCAUUGUUAAUUCCUCUACUCUGUUAAUAGAAUGCGGAGGCAUACUGAAAUUUUCAGCAAAUAAAUAUUUGGAUCUCAUGUACAAGCACAUUCUGUUGCAAGGUUUCCACUUCUAGACAUGGACAAAAUGAACUGCGUUCUCCUAGCAGCGUUCAUUAUUCUAACCAUAUCCUGCAAUUCUAGCUAUGCACUUCGAUGUUAUAUCUGUGAACAAAGUCCUAUUCUCUGUAGAACCAACCUUACCUGUUCUGAUGAAGAAGAUGCUUGCUUGCAAAUUAGGAUGAUACAUUUGAGAACUUACAAGUGCUGGAAAAUGUCAAAAUGCAGCAAAGAAGUUGUAGCCCAGGAGUUUAGUGUGGACAGUUUUAGACACCUUUGCUGCCAAAGAGAUUUCUGCAAUAAGAGUCCAAGCCUCAUCAAUACAGCUCCCCUUGGUAUUUCUGCAGUGAUUGUGGUUUGGAUGAUGUCGCUGUAAUAUGGAGAUUCAAAGUACUAUAUUCUCUGCAUAUCCCAAUCCUCCCCAGACCUAUGAGCGCUUUUACUGCAACAACUAAAGCUAUUUGAAGAAGCCAUUUGUUUUCGAUCAGAAGAGAGUUAAAGCUAAGCCAGAAAAAAAAGAGAAAAUAUAUCCUUAAAUGUGGAAAACCAGUUUUGUAAAAAGGAUUCUCACUCAGUGCAUGUUGAUGGUCUUUGACAAUUGAGCCUACUCCUUAAUAUUUAAUAUUUGGUUAAUCUGUAUCCAUGGGAAGGAAAUUGUUUAAACUCUUUUGUACAAAAGCUGAUUCUCAUUUUUUUUUUUAUCACCUUCAACACUUACAUGUUAUCAGCAAAUAUGGCUAUUGUAUUUCACAAAUCACUUUUAACUCAAGCUCAUUAUAAACAAGUUUUAGAGGUUACCAAGAUAAAUGGUUGCAUGAUCCCACUGUCUAUAGUCCUCCAUUCCCACAUUUGUCUUUCUAUUUGUUUUAUAACGUUAUAGAAUCUCCACCAGUUAUCCAGGUGUUAAGCUAACUGAUCUGCAGAGAACUCAUAUAUAUGCAGUACACUGAGUAACUACACAGCGUUGCUGUUUCAACACUUAUUUCCCAAUCCUUAGCACAUUUACUCACAGAUCCUUAUAUCAGUGGAGCUUAAUUUAAAAGUAUAACCUAAGAAAUGUUUGCCUUCCCCUUUUUCAUUGCAUUGUUUUCUGUGAGCACUGUAUCCAAUAGAGAAAUUCUGAAAAACAUUACUUAACAGUGUCCUUCCUAUGAUAGGCCACAGCAUGCCAUUGUAAAAGUAUACUGUAUACAGCCAAUUGUUAACAUUCUUUUGCAGAUUUCCCCACAUGUUUAGAACUGUUGGUAUAUUAAAAGUAUUGGAACAACUGUAUGCAAUGCGUUGUACUUACACUAUAUGUAUAAACGCUCUUGAGAGAGCCCUGGCUUUGCUUUGAUAUGUAUAAAUCCUGUGGCUUUGUAUCUUAAGAUUAAUAGCCUAUAACAUUAUUGUAACUUAUUUUAGUGAGAAGUAACAUGGCCCAAGAAGGCAAAGCUGAUGGACAAAGAUUAUUCACUUUCCCCCACUAAUUAAAUGAAGGGAUUGAUAUAGUCUGUAUACAGAUUCAGUUAGAACUGAGAGAGAAACCCCAAAGGAGACAGAAAUCUGAUUUUCUGCAACAAAUUUUAUGACUUACACUAUUGAAGGAACCCAACUAUUGGGGCUUGUUAAACAAACUAGCACCAUAUAUGAACACAGUGACCCUGAAUCUUGGAAAACAAUAGGGAAACUUGCUGAAAAAUCAAAAAGAAAAGCACUGUCCUUGUGUCUGUACUGAUUUAACCCAGUUGCUUAGAUUUACACGACACAUUGAACACGUACAACUAUCCUGGCUGAGUUCAUACCAUGACCUAAGCCACAAAGUAAGCAAUCACAUUUUACCCUGCUGUAGUGUGCAAACCAGCCAUUGUUUCUUUAGUCCUUAAGGUAGAACUUAACAGGUGGAAGUUUUCAUUCAACAAGAAAAAUAUUAUCACCUGUUUAUAUAAAUUGUAAUUUAGUUACACAUUUAAUAGGGCUAUUUGAUCACAGUGAACACUAUACAGAGGUAUAAUCUAUCAUCAUCAUCAUCUUUAUUUUGGUCAUUGACCAAUAAAAAUA